CAUAACGUUAAAAUUUUCAAAAUGAAAUUAGUGGCAAUUCUAAGUUUUUGGUUUAUCGCUGCUGCUGCCGACAGUUCCCCAGAUAUCCAACCAAUACCAAAUGGUAUAAGUGGAGACGGCUUAACCACCCGCUAUUGGGAUUGUUGUGCUCCUUCUUGCGCUUAUUAUGGUUUUAUAUCAACUCAAAAUGGAAUCCCAGAUCAAACUUGUCAGAUAGACGGUGAAACUCCUAGUACCGAAGAAAACAACGCUAAAUCCGGUUGUGUGGAAGGAGGUACUGCUUUCACGUGCAGUAUCCAGCAACCGUUUGUGGUAAAUUCGACAUUGGCAUAUGGUUGGACAGCAGCUUCAUUCACUGGCGGAGUCGAUACUUCCAAAUGUUGUCACUGUCUGUUAUUGUCAUUUAAAGAUCAGUUAGCUGGAAAACAAAUGCUGGUACAAAUUGUCAAUACGGGAAGUGACCUGGGUGAGAAUCAAUUCGAUUUACAAAUACCCGGCGGUGGAGUUGGUAUCUUCAACCUUGGUUGUAUGACCCAAUGGAAUACAGGGGAAGAUGGAUGGGGCAGAAGAUACGGAGGUGUGUCUACUAUUGAAGAGUGUGAUACUUUACCGGCAGUCUUACAACCAGGUUGUAGAUUUAGAUUUGAAUAUAUGGAAGGAGUUGAUAAUCCUCUUGUAUCGUUCAUUGAAGUAAAAUGCCCAGCCGAAUUGGUGAAUAUUUCGAAAUGUGGAGAUUUAUAGGAAUAUGAAAAUUUUGUCAAAAAAUUGUUCAACUUUUCUUAUUUAAAAAAUUACAGUUUUUUAUAUAGCA
Diorhabda sublineata is the source of this 811-nucleotide messenger RNA. RefSeq names its product endoglucanase-like. Gene Ontology annotation, biological process: carbohydrate metabolic process. The transcript is spliced from 4 exons. Gene Ontology annotation, molecular function: cellulase activity. NCBI's taxonomy places the organism in Eukaryota, Metazoa, Arthropoda, Insecta, Coleoptera, Chrysomelidae. The record is from RefSeq and is a predicted model, not a curated record. Bases 22 to 741 code for a protein of 239 amino acids.